ACGAUGUCUAAGAAAAAGAUUCUUUUAAAAGUAAUUAUUCUUGGUGAUUCAGGUGUUGGAAAAACUUCUUUAAUGAACCAAUUUGUUAAUCAUAAAUAUAGUUCUGUCUAUAAAGCAACUAUUGGUGCUGACUUCUUAACAAAAGAUCUUGUUGUUGAUAAUCAUGAAGUAACAAUGCAAAUUUGGGAUACUGCCGGAAAUGAACGAUUCCAAUCCCUUGGAGUUGCUUUCUACAGAGGUGCAGAUUGUUGUGCUCUUUGUUAUGAUGUCAAUGACCCAAAAACAUUUGAGUCUUUAAACAACUGGAGAGAAGAAUUCCUUGUUCAAGCUUCACCAAAGAACCAAGACCAAUUCCCAUUUGUUGUUUUAGGAAAUAAAGUUGAUACUUAUGAAGGAAGUCCUGAUGCUAUUAAGAAGAAGGCUGAACAAUGGUGUUCAGAACAUUUCAAUAUUCCUUUCUUCGAAACUUCUGCUAAAAAUGCUACCAAUGUAGAUGCUGCUUUCCAAUCAAUUGCCCAAGCUGCUAUUGCUCAAAAGGGAACUGAUACUGAUAUUUAUGUCAUGAACCAAGUUAAUAUUGAUCAGCCUGCUCCUCAAGCUCAAAAGUCUGAUUGCCCUUGUUGAUCUAUUUGAAUUUUGGGUGAAGUUUCAUUAGUAUAUG
This is a messenger RNA of Entamoeba histolytica HM-1:IMSS, 661 nucleotides long. RefSeq names its product small GTPase Rab7A. Gene Ontology annotation, biological process: phagosome-lysosome fusion. Gene Ontology annotation, cellular component: lysosome; late endosome; phagocytic vesicle. Bases 4 to 624 code for a protein of 206 amino acids. The transcript has a single exon. The record is from RefSeq and is a predicted model, not a curated record. NCBI's taxonomy places the organism in Eukaryota, Evosea, Mastigamoebida, Endamoebidae. Gene Ontology annotation, molecular function: GTP binding; GTPase activity.